AUGUGGUGUCGGGGUGCUCGGCGGUUCGCGAGGGAGCUCAGGCAUGUGGGGCACCUCACGACCUCGUCUGGUGACGUCGCUGUGUCGGUGGGGCCGGGCGUGGCCGUGCCCUCGGAACUAUCUGCCGUGGUGAUAGGUGGGGCUGGUGAUGGGGAUGGGUGGGGUGAGGCAGGCAGCAGUGGUGCACCUACAUCUGCGUCAGAGGCGCACGGUCUGAAGAUUAGAUCGGCCCCGCCUCUCGAGUUGUUGCUGCAGGCGUGCUUUGGGGAUUUUGUUGCUGCUGCAACAGCUCAGGUUGCUGAGGAUUAUGGUAACAUGCAUCUUGUGUUCCCUCCUGCGAUGCUCGUGCUGCAACCUGUGCCUCCACAGGACAAGGUGUCUUCCGCGAGACUUCAAAGCAUGGCGUUUGCGUUGCCGCAGUUUGGGGAUUCUCAAGAUAUGCCUCUUGCGUAG
This is a messenger RNA of Closterium sp. NIES-65, 453 nucleotides long. The record is from the annotation of a GenBank genome assembly. NCBI's taxonomy places the organism in Eukaryota, Viridiplantae, Streptophyta, Zygnematophyceae, Desmidiales, Closteriaceae.